This is a messenger RNA of Alosa sapidissima (American shad), 1286 nucleotides long. It is a transcript of the gene commd6, whose product is annotated as COMM domain containing 6. Bases 340 to 939 code for a protein of 199 amino acids. The record is from RefSeq and is a predicted model, not a curated record. The transcript is spliced from 7 exons. NCBI's taxonomy places the organism in Eukaryota, Metazoa, Chordata, Actinopteri, Clupeiformes, Clupeidae. Gene Ontology annotation, molecular function: NF-kappaB binding.
CCACCUACUCAUGUAAGCCGAAAUAAUACACUGUAGGCUACGACUAUUGCUGUUCUAGCUAUAUAUAUGCCCUACAGUUAUGGUGCAACUAUACUCUUAAGUGCUAGAGGGCAGUGUAUCCAUAGCUAAAAACCAGGCAACUGAUCAAACACUUCUGGAAUAUGUAGAAGUUGAACAUUUCUUGAAUGGAUACAUUUCUUGAAUCGGUAAAUGCUUUGCGUUAGCCUACAGGGGAAGGCAGCAUAGAAUUUGGCCCUGAUUUUUUUUUUUUUUAAACAAGGCAACUAUCUAGAAGCUACUUUGUAUAGCCUAAUAGUCGCGACUGCAGUAACGUUAGAGAUGCCAGGAUUGGAGUCAACGUCGGGACUUGACAGCGCUAUCAGAAAUGUUGGACGACUGCCUCCAGACAUUUUCGCAGAAACAUGUCAGCAGAUUCUGGCUCAUCUUCAAGGGCAAAGCCAUGCAGUAGAUUUGCCUAAAAUCUAUGAUACUUUCCAGAAAGCUGGCAUAGACCUUGAGUGGACAGCCCUGCAAAGCAUCAUCAGAUUGUUAUCAUCUAAUUUCAGAACAGCUGCGAAAAACAAUCUCACGGCUGAUCAGCUGGUGGCCAGGCUGGGUGAAGGCAGCAGGAGCUGGGCUAAAACUGUGCUGCAGGUGGUGCAUCAGCUGUGGAGUGAGCAUGGGCCUCUCAUUCACACCUACCAGGAAGCCCAUGCAAUUGCUAACAUUGGACAGAUGGUGGACAUGCAGUGGAAGCUGGGCAUGGCGGUGAGCUCUGACAUGUGUCGGUCCCUGAACUCUCCUUACGUGUCCCUGUUGCUGAAGAUUGCUGACGCCUCCGGUGAAGUGUCCUACAAGUCUUUUGAAAUGUCCAUCCCGCAGUUUCAGAACUUCCACCAACAGUUCAAAGAAAUUGCAGCAGCUCUGGAGACUGUAUAAAGCUUAAGCACUCCAUGUGGCCUUCCCCUGUGUACGGAAAAUGCUUCACUCUAUUGACCAAAAUGUUUACAUUCUAAUAACGUAUUAUUAUUUAUGUGCAUCAUUGAAAUGUCCUCUGUGUCCCAGUAAUCAAUAUGCUGGAAACCAAAGGGGUAAUUAUGAAUGUCUUUUUUUUUUUUUACUAAAACCUGAGCUGCUCUCUGCUUUAUAGGUACUGUUAGUUUCUCACACAAACAAACAUCCAAGAAAGUCUACUAAAAUGCACCCACUUAUUCAUGCUUGAUGCUAAACUGAUUACUUACCAGUAAGUAAAUUGAUAAGGAAAUAAACAAACAAAUAAACGAAAA